Messenger RNA from Lonchura striata (white-rumped munia), 816 nucleotides. It is a transcript of the gene CRYBB1, whose product is annotated as crystallin beta B1. Gene Ontology annotation, biological process: visual perception; lens development in camera-type eye. The record is from RefSeq and is a predicted model, not a curated record. Gene Ontology annotation, molecular function: structural constituent of eye lens. NCBI's taxonomy places the organism in Eukaryota, Metazoa, Chordata, Aves, Passeriformes, Estrildidae.
GCCCACCACCGCGAUGUCUGAGACCACAAAACUCGCUGCUCCCGGCCAGGCUGUGGAUGACAAGGAGAAGGCAGCUCCUGCUCCAACUCCAUCCCUCGACCCUGCUCCUGUCGCAAACAGCAAGGGCGAGGAGCCCUCCCCAGAAGCCUUCAGGAUUGUUGUCUUCGACCAGGAGAACUUCCAGGGCAGGCAGAUGGAGUUCACUGCCGAGUGCCUGAACCUGGCUGACCGUGGCUUCGACCGGGUGCGCAGCGUCAUUGUCACCUCUGGACCCUGGGUGGCCUACGAGCAGGCCAACAUGCGUGGGGAGAUGUUCAUCCUGGAGAAGGGCGAGUACCCUCGCUGGGACACCUGGUCCAGCAGCUACCGGAGCGACUGCUUCAUGUCCAUGCGUCCCAUCAAAAUGGAGGCUGAGGAUCACAAAAUCUCCCUCUAUGAGUCUGCUGACUUCAAGGGCAACAAGAUGGAAAUCCAGGAGGACGACGUGCCCAGCCUCUGGGCUUAUGGCUUCUGCGAUCGCGUGGGCAGCGUGCAGGUGCCCAGUGGAACUUGGGUCGGGUACCAGUACCCUGGCUACAGAGGCUACCAGUACCUGUUUGAGACCGGAGACUUCCGACACUGGAAUGAGUGGUCUGCCUUCCAGCCCCAGAUCCAGUCCAUCCGCCGCAUCCGGGACAUGCAGUGGGACCAGAAGGGCACCUUUGUCACCCCCGACGUGCCCUCCGACUGAGCGUGCUGCCUGCUAGCUACGAGUCCCGGGCCCCGUGGGGCACCCCCGCCUCCCCCCGCGCUCGCCUGCCCAGCACUUUCCUUGUA